GGACGGAUGACCAUCAAUGACACCAGAUUGCUCUGAGCUGACUAGAGCCACUCUUUUGGGGAAUCACUCACGACUCACAAGACAAACAACAAGCCUCACGUUACAGGCGGGCCCCCAAGUCUUCCGAGAUAUAUGCAGCGAAGGCUCCGGGUCGCCAGCGAGUGGGGCACUAUGCGAGUUUGUCUGUGGAACCUCAUUGUGAAUUGGGCAGAUCUGAAGUGGGGAAGGGUGCGUUAUAAGUUUAAAGUUCCAAGGAAAAUCAGCUAGUUGAGCGGUGCACCGUCAUGGACAGCAGAAUUUAAUUUUUAC
Babjeviella inositovora NRRL Y-12698 is the source of this 309-nucleotide messenger RNA. RefSeq lists its product as uncharacterized. The record is from RefSeq and is a predicted model, not a curated record. The transcript has a single exon. The coding region runs from base 17 to 202 and encodes 61 amino acids. NCBI's taxonomy places the organism in Eukaryota, Fungi, Ascomycota, Pichiomycetes, Serinales.